AUGGUCUACUUCAUCGACAACACCGAUGCCAUGAAAGGCCGAUACCAAAAGAAGAACGUGUGGCACCCAGAGUGGACACAUGUCAAGGGCUCACAGCAUGUCCCGCAUGUUGCCUUCGACACGCCACUAGGAAAGGUCGGGGUGUUGAUUUGCUGGGACGUUGCGUUCCCGGAAGGAUUCCGCAACCUGAUAAGCCAAAGGGUGAAACUCAUUGCGGUGCUAGACUUUUGGAAGCUCACCAACUGUGCGCCGCAGGGAAUUGCGCACAACCGGUAUGCAGAGAAGCUCUGGUCCUUCUCGCGGCGGCGCUUCUCAGCCGGGCAUGCGACAAUACCUGCGCUGUGGUCUUUUGCAAUGCAGGCGGUCCAGCUGAAGAGGGAGGGAAUGAAGAUCAUUGAUUUGGAUAUGGCAAUCUUGAACAAUGCCGCAUCCUUGUAUAGGGCCCAUCAAGGCAUGGCUCGACCUGAUUGGCACUAA
Molecule: messenger RNA, 477 nt
Organism: Penicillium hordei
Lineage: Eukaryota; Fungi; Ascomycota; Eurotiomycetes; Eurotiales; Aspergillaceae
Product: hydrolase carbon-nitrogen family
Exons: 2
Coding region: 1-477 (158 amino acids)
Molecular function (GO): hydrolase activity, acting on carbon-nitrogen (but not peptide) bonds, in linear amides
Source: RefSeq, a predicted model, not a curated record